UUCCGAGUGAAAGGUCGUUCAAUUAUUUCAAGAUGGCUGUCCCCUCGCAUAUGGCAACCUCUGAGCUGUACUGCUGGGAAGGCGAUUGGGGUUUACCAUCUGUCGACACUGAGUGUUUAAUUGUAUUGGCUUAUGCAAAGUUUGCAGGCGCACCCCUCAAACUUCACAAGAUCGGCAACCCCUGGAGAAGUCCCACCGGCUCCCUGCCUGCCCUGAAGACCAGCGAGAAUGGGAGCCUCUCUCGGCCCAGUGACAUCAUCAUCCACCUCAGGAAACAGAAAUACAAUGCCGACUUUGACCUGUCUGCCAAAGAGGGAGCAGACACUCUGGCCUUCAUCUCACUCCUGGAGGAAAAACUGAUGCCAGCUCUGGUCUAUACUCGGUGGAUUGACCCUAAGAACUAUGUGGAGGUGACUCGGCGUUGGCACGCGGAACACGCCCCAUUCCCUCUGAACUUCUUCCUGCCCGGCAGCAUCCAGCGCCAGCAGCUGCAAAGGCUGAGGCUGGUCAGGGGAGACGAAGAGUUGACAGCAGGGGAGGAGGUGGAGAAGGAGCUGUACCGCGAUGCUAUGGAGUGUAUGAACCUUAUCUCGCAGAGGCUGGGCUCAAACAAGUUCUUCUUCGGAGACUCACCUUCAUCUCUGGAUGCUUUUGUCUUUGGCUACUUGGUGCCCAUCCUGAAGAUGAAACUGCCCAAUGCAAGACUCCAGCAGCACCUCAAGUCACUGGACAACCUGAGCCACUUCUGCUCCAACAUCCUGGCGCUCUACUUCCCCAGCGAGGGACGAGAAGGUAUCAGUCGCAAGGUGUCCUCCCAGCCUGAAGGGGGUGACGCUGACAACGAGCCUGGUAAGAGGCGCAAGCAGCUGCUGUCGGUCCUGGUUGCCCUGGGCGCCAUGUUGAGCUACGCCCUCCUCACAGGCAUUGUGGCUAUUCAACACGUCCAGCAGGAGGCACUAGACCAUCGUUCCCCAGGUCUCAGGUCACUCUCCUCCCACGGGGAAGAGGAGGAUGGGGAGGAGGAGGGCUGAGGAUGGGGAGGAGGAGACGGCCGCAAAUCAAAACUGAUCUCCUGUCUCUAUUCCUAAUUCUUCGUUGACGCUCCCUCAGCAGUCUGGAAUGACUGGAAAGGUGUUAACCAAUAUGGCAGAAACUCCAGUUAGCCUUCUAGACUAGGUGGAAUGUUUACUCUACUGCUGAUGCCUCAACAAUCCCUUCAGAUCCUGGAGGAGGAGUCAAUAGGAAGAAGGGGCAAGGGGUUGGUGUUUGAUUGGGCCAGAGCCGUAGAGUACGAUGAAGAGGAGGAGCAGCACUGUGGGAAUAUACAUUAAGAUGCUUCAACAUGCACCAAGAGUGCUUCGAUGUCUUACUUGGAGAAUGUUUGGAUGUUUUCUCUGCUUUAUUUUGACUCUGCCAUUGCACGAUAAUCAUAGAUCCAAAUCAUGACGUUGCUUUGCUUUUCUCAAUUUCUUGGUGCUUUAUCUAAUCCAACUGAUUAUACUUUUGUGUGUAAAUUAUAUUAUUGAGGGAACAAAUCCCAGGUAGCAUUUGUGAAAAUUGAAUUGUUACUGAAUUCUUAGUAGCAUUAGCACAUUCUUUCUGAACACUUGCCAAAAUAAUCACAAUCUCCACCACAGUAAACAGUGUGUGAGGUCUCUAGAUGUUUAAUAAUUUCAACAGAGGAAAUAAAGGGGUGACUUCUUGAUGUAUAUCCUUUUCAUAUUAUUGCUUGUCAGGCUGAGAACUGUUUUAUAAUUUUUCACCUACCAUGGAUUUGAGGGCCAAGCCUGAAGUUUGGGGCAUUUAAAUGUUUCUGGGCCGAUUCAAAAUCUUGUGGAAAUUGCCCUCCCCAGUGCAAUUUGUGUGCUAUCGUGAAGACUGUGCUGGCCCUAUUCCUGCAGCAAGUCAAAAUAUCAUUCAAUAAAAGAAACAGGGAAGUUCAAUAAAUCACUUUUAAUGUUCCAAUACAUCUGUUCGCUGUGUAAAGGCUUCCCCUGCUUUAGGAUGAUAGGCUACUGUUGAUCUCUAGCCAUACAGGGUUACAUUAUUGUCUAAUUCAGAGUUGCAAGAAACUCAUUGACUUUCUAUUUUUCAAUUUCUUAAAGGUAGCCUGUUGGAGAUAAAUAAUUUAUGGUAUGUAAAUUUGUAAUGCAAGAGUUAACCUUAUUCAAUCUUGUUUUGAGGGCAGAACUAAUGUUACACACAGGUUGCCAUACACCUUAACCCUAAAUUUAACCAAUCACAUUUCUUUCCUAAACUUAAUCUAAACCCUGAACCUGCCUAACCUUAACCAAUUGGGAUUACUUGCCUAAUCUUAACCAAACACAUUCAAAGCUACCCUCAGAACCCGAUACAAUAAAUAUAUGCCAAAAUGAGGAUGUGGGGUUUAAAGAUGAGGAUGGUCCCAUAUUGAGGGGAACACCUGUAGCAUGAAUAUAUAGCACACAUUUUUUAUAGUGUGAAUAGGAGUUGAAAAACCAAACUGUAAAUAUAUUCAUGUGGGUUUUAUUUUCAUGGUUGAAUAAAUGGGUCACAAACAUA
Molecule: messenger RNA, 2541 nt
Organism: Salvelinus namaycush (lake trout)
Lineage: Eukaryota; Metazoa; Chordata; Actinopteri; Salmoniformes; Salmonidae
Product: metaxin-1-like
Exons: 8
Coding region: 33-1031 (332 amino acids)
Biological process (GO): mitochondrion organization
Cellular component (GO): SAM complex
Source: RefSeq, a predicted model, not a curated record